Molecule: messenger RNA, 4154 nt
Organism: Lytechinus pictus (painted urchin)
Lineage: Eukaryota; Metazoa; Echinodermata; Echinoidea; Temnopleuroida; Toxopneustidae
Product: transmembrane protein 138-like
Exons: 5
Coding region: 139-621 (160 amino acids)
Cellular component (GO): cilium
Source: RefSeq, a predicted model, not a curated record
GAUUAAUUACAGUUAAAUUCCUCUGCAGUUGGAAAGAUCUGUCCCGAAAACCAAACCGUCCACUCAAAACCUUGUUUUGUUACUACCAUUCUUUAUUUUUUUGUCGAUUUCUGCCAGGAAUAAUUGGAUAUCCACAAGAUGCAAGUGUCGCAGUACCGAGGGGUGCUGUAUCUGCAGUACUUUCUUCUGUUUGUAGACCUUUUCAUCAAUGCAUUCUGUGACCUUCUCAGACUUGACAAUGUCACCCAGCUGGUCCUCUUCAUAAUCCAAGACAUUGCUCAGAUCUUUGCAACCAUUGUCAUCUUUCUCAUGUUCUUCAACACCUACGUCUUUCAGGCAGGGCUGGUCGGCUACCUCGUCGUCAAGUUCAAAUUCACCAUCGUAAUCGUCUUUGUCUAUUUCAUGCUUUGUGUGGGACUGCAUGUUUGGACAAUGACACUACGAUGGAACAAUGUGGAUGCGUAUAUAUGGAACAAUGGAUACCAGGCCUUGUAUGUCUUUCAAAGAGUCGGUGCCGUAUUUUACUACUACUACUACAAGCGCACGGCGUUACGGCUUGGAGAUCCUCGAUUCUACCGCGACUCUAGGUGGCUCCGAGAACAGUUCGACAAAGUCAGAUGAGAAAGGACCUAACUCCCCUCGUCUUCACCCACCAUCUCAGUGUGAUAUAUGUACAGUAUUUAUAACUUUUUGCCACUCAAAUCUUGAUUUGUUUUUGUACUGCGCAAUUGGACUUACAGAUUUUCAUGGAGAGGAAGGAAACCCACCAAGAUACUAUGUUGGUUAUGAUGAAGCACUGAAAAAUUGAGAAAAAUAAUGAAAAGAGUUUGAAGAAUAUCCAUCAAAUAAUAACAGAGUUAUGUAUUUGAAAAAUAUUUGUUUUGGGAAUAUCUCAUGCAAGCAGCUUCCCCCAUUGCCUUUGUCGUAUAAAUUCUAUAAAUUCUGAUAUUGUAGAAGAAAAGUUUGGUGUGCAGAGAGAAACUCCACUUUCUGUAUCUGGGACAAUUUAUCCUGAUAGCAUUGGUAGACAGAAAAUAUUGGAAUAGAUCCUGCAAAGAGUUUGAAGAAAAUCCAUCAAAUAAUAACAGAGUUAUGUAUUUGAAAAAUUUUGUUUUGGGAAUGUCACAUCGCAUGCAAGCAGCUUCCCUCAAUGUCUUUGUCGUAUAAAUUCUAUAAAUUCUGAUAUUGUUGAAGAAAAGUUUGGUGUGCAGAGUGAAACUCCACUUUCUGUAUCUGUGACAGGUGAUCCUGAUAGCAUUGGUAGACAGAAAAUAUUGGAUUAGAUCCUGCAAGGACUACACCCAAUGAGAUGUAAAGGCCACCCCACACCGUACGACUUGUCCAUGAUCCGAUCUUGGAGCAAAUCGCAUUUUUCUAAUUUUCUGAAAAUGUGAAUUAAAGUUGUGCUUUUAUUUUAGGCGCAAAUUAACUGUAAGAAUACUAAUAUCACUAUUUUGGAUUAUUGCAAGCCUUUAUUUUGAAGUAAAGGCCAACUGAGUUUCAAAUCGAAGCCAAUCGUACGAUAAGUAUGACGUAAUUAUGACUAGAUAUUAAAUUUGCUUUUAUUCUAAUACGGAUGAUAGCAUAGUCACAUAUUUGAACAUAGAUAUUCAUACGAUGAUCUAGAACAUUAAGAUAUUCCACGUCUCAACAUUGCCAUCAAAUUCUACAUUUUAUUCCAAAACCGGGUCGCAGUCCAAUCGUAAGGUGUGCAGUGGCCUUAAUGCAUUUCGGAGUGGCUUAUGUACAAAAUCAUGUUAUUUUGUUGAUUUGAAUGUUUUAUUUAAAUCAUGCAAAUAGUUUGUCUAUCAAAAAAAUAAGUGAUAAAAUUAGUUCAAUAUUCAUAAUUUAGCCCUUUGGAAAAGCCAAGAUGUAUUUUGAAUUUGUUUUUUCACUUAAUUUAUUGCUGUCAUCACCGCAUUGCUUUUCUUUAGAAGUUGUUUUCAAUUGAAAUUUGAAUCCAAAAUUAGCUCUUAUUAAAAAAAAAUUUACGCUUUCAGCACAGAUUACAAUUUUGCUGUAACAAGUCCUAGCACACAAAAUGAUCAUAAAAUCAGAUUGCAAAUGCAAUUCAACUUCCCAGUGAUUGUCCGGGAGCUGCUAAUAUUGAUAAGGCGGCAGUAGCAGGAGUACAUCUGGAUCCUGUCUUACAAAGAGUUAUGAUUGAUCCGAUCAAUCGUAACUCUAUGGAAAUCCAUCAGAGUCAUAAUUUUUUUGUAUGAAAUUUGCACAAUGUCCUUCGUAAACAAAGAGAAGCACAGUGAAUUUUCAAGAAAACAAUGAAUACAUGAAUAUGCAUCAUAGCUGGAAAAUAUCUUGAACAAACAUGCAUAAUAGAUGUUGACGUUGCUGGCCAUCCAUAGUUGCGAUUAAUCGGAUCACUCGCAACCAUCUUUGUAAGACAGGCCCAGAAUGGUAUUGUCAAUAUAUCCCUCUUCCUCAAAAUGACUUCAUCUGAACUGAGUUGUGAUUGAUCCGAUCAACCACAACUAUGGAAAGCCAGCAACAGCAACAUCUAUUAAAAUGGCAUGUGUCUUCAAAAUAUUUUCGAGAUGUGAUGAAUAAUCAUACCUUCAUUGAUUUCUUGAAAAUUCAUUUUGCUUCUCUGUUUACAAAGGACGUUAUGCGAAUUUCCUGGAGAAAAAACAAUUACAAAAAGAGUGAACUUUAGGACAAAUAUACUUAUACUGUAAUAAACACAGCAUUUAUUAUGAGCCAUCUAUCUUGCGGACUAUUGCACCUCGGAAUUUCCGAGGUGCAGAUCAGUUCACAUAUGCUUCAAUCUAUGUUAUAAUAAUCACAAUGUGUUAAUCACAAUUAAGAUAGGUGAGUUAAUGAAACUGAUUGGCAUAAGGUUUCUGUAUGAUCUGGUAAAGAGCCAAGUUUUGGUAUCAAUCUAAAAAGGCAUCUGAAAAAACAGAAAUGCAGUUAUGACACCAAUAAUUAAAGUAUAAAGAUAUAAAUACUAGUACGUGAAAAGAGUAUGACUGUUGAAAUUAUUGUAUAACUUAUUUUUUGAAAGACAAACAUGAAGAUAAAAUUCCAGUUGUGGUAACGAUCUCUAAAUGAGUUCAAUCCCAUUACCACCAAAGUGUUUGUAUGUAAAUAUAUGCCAAAUAGCUAUGCGAAAUUGUUGAGAAAUGUGCAAAGUAAGCACGAAAUUCCAUCAAGUGACAGGAAUUUUUGAAGCAAUAUACACUGUCCCACAUAUGCUUUUCUGUGUUAGUGAUCAGCAGAAUUAUCUAUUUUGUGCUAAGAUUUCAUGAUUUUACAAAGGUAAAAUUACAUUAAUGAUAAUAUUUUGACAAUUAGGCCUAACCUUGAUUCAAAAGACUUUCUCAUGAAAUAAUUGUUCGCUGCAACUACUGUCUUUUACCUUUAAAAUGAAACUUUAAACCACUAAUUCACAUGAUCUUUUAGCCUGUUCUCUUUUCCUUUCUGAUGUGUAAAAUGAUGUAUUGACUGUCCAUGCAUGUAAAUCAAUCUUUUACUUUCCCUGAAAAUUUCAAUUUUUACAAUUUACAUAAUAUAAUAUGUGGGAGAGCUGCUUGCAUGUACCCUACAUUUGUAUAUUCUUUUUAAAAGAUUGUAAAUCUGGUAUUCAUUGGUAAUUUUUGUCAAAAGUUCAUUGAAAUUUUCCUGUUUAUUUGCUGGCUUUAUUUGAGCCAACUUGAUGCCAGGAUGAACUGUAUAUUUUAAGUUGGACUUACUUAUGAAAAGUUGUACUUAAGUCAAGAAAGGGUAUAAUCAAGACUUCUGGUAUCGUCCAGCACCAAAUAAUAUUCAUGAUGGUGAAAAUAGUCAAAUUGACUUGUUGCCAAGUAAUAAUAAGACCCCCCCCCCCCCAAUUAAGAAAGUUUGUUUCAUUUUCCAGGGCCAGUCAUUUUAUUCACCUUCAUUUAUCUUUUCACCUUGACACAAACAGAAGUAUUCUUUUAUGUAUGAUUGGACGUACGUUUAUUUAAUUGUAAUUUUUGUAAUGGAGCAUUAUUGCAUGGUAUUUAUUGAUAGGAGAAGUUUGUACACGUAUGUGAACAUGAUCAGUCGGUGAAUUGAUUUUGGAUUUAAAAAUGAUUGUAGAAAUUAAAAAAUUGAUGAAUAUUCAAGUGUAGACACUGAUACCAUUAAAGUUCGAAAUUGUUCUAGAAUCGUAA